This is a messenger RNA of Vairimorpha ceranae, 360 nucleotides long. Its product is annotated as krab-a domain-containing. NCBI's taxonomy places the organism in Eukaryota, Fungi, Microsporidia, Nosematidae. The coding region runs from base 1 to 360 and encodes 119 amino acids. The record is from RefSeq and is a predicted model, not a curated record. The transcript has a single exon. Gene Ontology annotation, molecular function: nucleic acid binding.
AUGAGGAAGCUUUGUAAGACAUUGAGCAUUGAACGCAGGAGGCUAAGCUUAGAGUCACACAGAAUUAAUGGUAGGAUUAAUAGAACCAUUAGGACAAUAAGAGAUGGAAUAUUAAAAAGUAAGAAGGAAUCAUUUACAGACAAAGUUUAUGAAGCAAUUGAGAAAUAUAACUUAAGCUUCCAUGCAGGAUUAAAAUGCAUUCUGGUAGAAGCUGUAGAUGAUAAGACAGGGACAGUUAUGAUAGAGAAUAGUUCCCAAGGAAGUUAUGCUAAGAGGUUUAAGCAGUGGUAUAGGCAACAAUUUAUUAAACACGAAAAGGUUAGAGCUGCUAAAAAUGAGAAUUUAAAAGGAUGUAAUUAG